AUGGCCGCAUCUACCCUGUCCGUCUGCUCCAGUGACCUGAGCUACAGCAGCCGUGCCUGCCUGCCCGGGUCCUGUGAUUCUUGUACUGAAUCUUCCUGGCAGGUGGACGACUGUCCAGAGAGCUGCUGUGAGCCCUCCUGCUGCGCCCCCACCUGCUGCCAACCCUCCUGCUGCACCCCCAGCUGCUGUGUCCCUACCUGCUGCCAGCCCUCCUGCUGCACCCCCAGCUGCUGUGCCCCCAGCUGCUGCCAGCCCACCUGCUGCACCCCCAGCUGCUGUGCCGCCAGCUGCUGUGUCCCUACCUGCUGCACCCCCAGCUGCUGCCAGCCCUCCUGCUGCACCCCCAGCUGUUGUGUCCCCAGCUGCUGCCAGCCCUCCUGCUCCUGCACCAGCUCCUGCACCAGCUCCUGCACGCCCUCAUGCUGCAGGCAGUCUAGCUGCCAGCCCUCCUGCUGCACCUCCUCCCCCUGCCAGCAGGGCUGCAGUGUGCCCGUCUGCUGCAAACCGGUGUGCCGCAGGCCUAUCUGUUCUAGGGUCACUCUCUGCCCAGCCCCCUCGAGCUGCUACAGACCCUCCUCCUGCACCUCGUCCUGCUACAGGUCCUCCUCCUGCGUGUCCCUCAUCUGCCGCCCCGUGUGCAGGCCUGCCUGCUGCGUGCCUGUCUCCUCCUGCUGUGGCCCCGCCUCCUCCUGCAGGCCCAGCUGCUACCGCCCAUCCUCCUGCGUGUCCUUGAUCUGCCGCCCCGUGUGCUCCCGCCCAGCCUGCUGA
This is a messenger RNA of Eptesicus fuscus (big brown bat), 768 nucleotides long. RefSeq names its product keratin-associated protein 10-12-like. The transcript is spliced from 2 exons. NCBI's taxonomy places the organism in Eukaryota, Metazoa, Chordata, Mammalia, Chiroptera, Vespertilionidae. The record is from RefSeq and is a predicted model, not a curated record. Bases 1 to 768 code for a protein of 255 amino acids. Gene Ontology annotation, cellular component: keratin filament.